Tarenaya hassleriana is the source of this 1971-nucleotide messenger RNA. RefSeq lists its product as uncharacterized. Bases 39 to 1343 code for a protein of 434 amino acids. Lineage: Eukaryota; Viridiplantae; Streptophyta; Magnoliopsida; Brassicales; Cleomaceae. The record is from RefSeq and is a predicted model, not a curated record. The transcript is spliced from 9 exons.
UCUCUCUCUCUCUCUCUCUCUCUCUCUCUCUCUCUCCGAUGGAAGAAAUCAGGGAUGCAGUAAUGGAGGAGACGAAGAGCGAAUCUCAGAUCGGCGGCAAAUUUUACGAGACUAUCGAGGCCCCGAAGUUCAUAGACCUCACAGCACCUGAUCACCGACCGAUAGGCGAUGACCGUUACUGGUUCUGCGCAAGAGUUGGAUGCGGUCAGAAUCAUGAGGAAGAAAUGGACUCUGAAGCAAUUUACAAAGAUUUCGUUCUUCGGGUCAUGGCAGCGAGAAGCCCUAGUGUUCAUCUUCGAAGUAGAAAAGAUUCGAGGUGUCGUAAGUCACAUCCUAAAUGCCCGAGCACCGUCCCUCCGAAGGCUUCGAGAUCUCGGAUUUCUAAGUUGGCUAUAGUUUCAUUGAUUCCUCAGAAAGCUAUGGAUAGGACAAGACCGAAAACAGGACAGAUUAGGUCUGCUGCACACAAGCAUUCUUCAACUCCAAAGGCAAAGGGAUCAGUUGAAGCUUUUACUACUCCUGGAAAGCAAAAUAAGCGUGUGCCGAAUCCAGGAAGCUUCCGUAGUGUACAAAAUCCGAGAAAUCCAAUGGUGCGGGUGUCGAGAAACAGAAUUCUUGCAAAGGCUUUGGUGUUUCACUCGCCGAAAAGGAUGGUGAAACUGAAGAGAUCUGCUGAUUUUGCAUCCUCUAUGAAGAAAAUGUGUGACGGGGUGAAGAAGCUAGAGAUUGAAAAGAAAGGGAAAGAUUUGGAUUUGAAUCAUAAGCCCGUGCCUUCGGAUAAAUCUGGAAAGCCAUUGAAAGGGCGAGAGGUUAAGAGCCGAGUGUUUGAUUCCUUGCAUUCUCAGAAACGGAACAGUGGCAAAACCAAGUGUCCUGCCACUUUGAAGGAGAGGGUUAAGGAAAAAGAAGAGUUUUUAGACAAAAACAGAAACAGCGAAUUGCGGGAAAUGGAGAAACGUGACGACACUAACAGUAAAAAUGGAGAAAAUGAUAAAGGGCUGAAGCAAGAAUCGAGAUUGGAGGAGGCAAAGGAUCCUUCUGCAACGAAGGAGAGUGACUUGGAGAACGGAAAGCAACAUGAAUCUUCCAAGACUAUAAACAAAGAAAAAGGUAUGGAAGCUAAAGUUGGUGAAAGAGCCGAUAUAGAGGAAGGUAUAGAAAGCGAUGAUAAUGAAAACGCUUCGGCCUCAGACAAUAACAGGAAAACCGAUCAUGUAGUGGGCCCUUCAAUCGAAAGGAAAGCUUUCGGCAUAAAGGGAACCUGCAAAACCGCCCCAAAGAUAAAUGCUCAAAUGGAAAGGCGAGUUCUUCAGGUAUUCGUGCUCAAGGGGUCAAGUAUAUAAAACCUAAGCCCACAAAUCCGAAGCCUUUUCGCUUGAGAUCUGACGAAAGGCAAAUUCUGAAAGAAGCCAACGCCGAGAAGAAGAAGCAUCGAUCUCCUGCCAAAGAAGAAACAACAACGCUUCUCGGGUCCAACACCGGAAACUUGCGGCAAAAGCACGAGACCCAGCAAGAGAACAGAACUACCCUAGUGAAAGUUGGUAAAUGAUCAUCAUCCAAACCACUUCUAGAGGAGAUCUCCGGGAGGACGAAACAGCUUGUCGGAAAACAAACUGGGGUGUCUCGAGGGGUAACAUCUUCGGUUAGAAAGAAGAGAACACCUAUGAAAACGCCGACUAAAGGGCAUAUAGAAGGAUCUAAGGAAUCUUCACCGAUGUUUCUAGAAGAAUCUAAAGAUGUUUGUGCUGUGUCGGGAGAAAAAAGAACAACAAAAACGGUGCCAAGGGGACCAAACUUCCACAGCAUCCACCUCCCCAGGAGUUGCACAAAGAGAUUGGCUUGAAUAUUUCCACUUACAGUUCAAUUUGUUCAUUGAAUUUAUGAAUUUAUGAAUUUAUGAAUUUAUGAUUUUUUUUCUUUUGUAAAACUUUGUAUUCCUAUUUUUGAGAAAGUGUAUAUGUUUUUAUCGUG